GAAGAACGUGGCUGGAAAUGGCCCAACGCGAGAUGCCAAUUGAGCAAACGCUGCUUUCCAAGGAGGACAUACAUGCUAUUUUCAAGCCCCUCAGUGACGGGGACAUGGCCACUUUCUUCGAUAAUGUGGCAGACGAUGUUGACUGGACUGUGAAAGGCACUUUCUUCCAGAUAGCAGGCCACUACACCUCCAAGGCUGAACUCGCUAGAGCAAUGUCCGUUCUCAACACCGUCUGGGCCACCCCGCUCAAACUUGUGGUUACGCACAUUUUAUGGGACGGCUCCCGUGCAGCUGUGGAGCUCAAAGCAGAAGAUACCUACUGCCGGAACGGACUUCCUUUCACAAACGAAUACGCCUGGAUCUGCCGUUUCAAUGCGGAGAAUAAGAUCGUGGAGUUGAGAGCAUACAUGGAUACUGAUUUUGUCACGCAGGCCAUAGCGCAAAACACGCAGGUGGAUUAGUCGGUGGAUCUACGAUAAUGUUACAUUCCUCAAAGUUUAAGAAAAUGACAGACAACUCUAUUUAUUUCACCUGCCCAUGGAACCUGGAUGUGGAGUUAAAGCUUCAUCUGUGACAAGUUCUGCGCACUCUGUGUAACCAGGGUUUGUUGUAUAUCAUUCACAGGGA
Aspergillus versicolor CBS 583.65 is the source of this 627-nucleotide messenger RNA. Its product is annotated as nuclear transport factor 2 family protein. Bases 18 to 461 code for a protein of 147 amino acids. The record is from RefSeq and is a predicted model, not a curated record. The transcript has 3 exons. NCBI's taxonomy places the organism in Eukaryota, Fungi, Ascomycota, Eurotiomycetes, Eurotiales, Aspergillaceae.